AGCAGUGCCACCCGCAAGUUCUGCCCAGCAGUGCGCCCACUAGCUCCGCCCACCCGUGCCCAGCAGUGCACCCACCUGUGCCCAGCAGUGCACCCACCUGUGCCCAGCAGUGCACCCACCUGUGCCACUCUGCAGUGCCACCUACCUGUGCCCAGAAGUGCCACCUACAUGUGCCCAGCAGUGCCACCCACCUGUGCCCACCCACCUGUGCCCACCAGUGCCACCCACCUGUGCCCACCCACCAGUGCUGCCCACCAGUGCCACCCACCAGUGCAGCCCAACAGUGCUGCCAGUCAGUGCCACCAGUCAGUGCCCAGGGGUUGUGCCAGUCAGUGCCGCCAUCAGUGCCACCAGUCAGUGCCCAGCAGUGAUGCCAGUCAGUGCCGUCUAUCAGUACCCAUCAUCAGUGUCACCUAUCAGUGCCGCCUAUCAGUGCUGCAUAUUAGUGCCGCCUAUCCGUGACCCCUAAUUAGUGCUGUCUAUCAGUGCCGCCUAUCCGUGCCACCUCAUUAGUGCUGCCUAUCAGUGCCCUUUAUUGCUGCCUAUCAGUGCCAAUCAGUGCCGCCUAUCAGUGCCCAUCAGUGCUGCCUCAUCAACGCACAUCAGUGAAGGAGAAAAAAUACCUGUUUGA
This is a messenger RNA of Staurois parvus, 631 nucleotides long. The record is from the annotation of a GenBank genome assembly. Lineage: Eukaryota; Metazoa; Chordata; Amphibia; Anura; Ranidae.